Molecule: messenger RNA, 2015 nt
Organism: Neurospora tetraspora
Lineage: Eukaryota; Fungi; Ascomycota; Sordariomycetes; Sordariales; Sordariaceae
Product: putative pleiotropic regulator 1
Exons: 2
Coding region: 170-1690 (506 amino acids)
Biological process (GO): mRNA splicing, via spliceosome
Cellular component (GO): catalytic step 2 spliceosome; precatalytic spliceosome; Prp19 complex
Molecular function (GO): protein binding
Source: RefSeq, a predicted model, not a curated record
CACUUUCAUCACUGCAUCUUCAACUUUGGCAUCAAGUCAACAACUGGCGACUCCCAACUCCAUCGAACGACCAACAACCGAUUUUCAGCUUCUCAUCCGAACCAUAUCGCGGAACCAUAAACACAACAAUUACAAAUAACCAAGCAACUCCAUCUACAAUUCUGUCACAAUGGCGGCCGAGGUUGCCAACAGCGCCGCCAAUGGCCCUGGCACUGACGCCAACCCGCUCGAGAUCAUGAUCCGCGAGAACGCCAGGAAAACGAAACUCAUCUACUCCGCCACAACCACACCCACAGAUGCUUCUGGCACCUCCGGGAGAAAGCGUCUAAAACUCGACCCCGGGCUUGCGUCAGAAGAUCCCGAUAUCACCAAGACCGGCCUCUCUCUCCGUCUCCACGCCGAGUACAGCGACGUCCAGACACUCCCCGAAGCCAUUGCCUCCAAGUUGCCAGCCGGCGGACCACGCAAAAAGAAGGCCAAGCUAGCCAUCGAAGAGGCCCCCUCAAAAUCCGAAGAACACGCCCGCAAACUCAUCGAGGGCAUCCCGCCGAGCAAGUCCGCUGCCGCCGCCAACUCGAAUGCCCUGGUCCUCUCGCGCAGCAAGCCCGGCGCUGGCGCGGGUGCGUCAACAACCAGGCCGAAUGCGCAACGAAACGAACCCCAAACAAACAGCCUGGCGCGGCGAUCCGACGUGUUGGCACAGCCCAGGCCAGAUUGGCACCCGCCUUGGAAGCUUCUCAAGGUGCUUUCGGGCCAUCUGGGAUGGGUGCGUGCCUUGGCAGUAGAACCGGACAACAAGUGGUUCGCCUCGGGCGCGGGCGAUCGUACCAUCAAGAUCUGGGACUUGGCGUCAGGAGCCUUGAAGUUGACCCUCACUGGACAUAUUUCGACAGUUCGCGGGCUGGCUGUGUCGCCGAGACACCCGUACUUGUUCUCGUGCGGUGAGGAUAAGAUGGUCAAGUGCUGGGAUUUGGAAACGAACAAGGUUAUCCGACAUUAUCACGGCCAUCUCAGUGGUGUCUAUACACUCGCGCUGCAUCCUACACUGGAUGUUCUGGUAACAGGCGGUCGCGACGGUGUGGCUCGCGUAUGGGAUAUGCGGACAAGAAGCAACAUCCACGUUCUCUCUGGGCACACGGGCACAGUAGCGGAUCUUGUCUGCCAGGAGGCCGAUCCUCAGGUUAUCACAGCCAGCUUGGACUCGACCGUCCGCAUGUGGGAUCUGGCGGCCGGCAAGACGAUGGGCGUCUUGACACAUCACAAGAAGGGUGUGCGAGCGUUGACGACUCAUCCAACCGAGUUCACGUUCGCGACGGGUAGCACGGGCAGCAUCAAGCAGUGGAAGUGCCCUGAGGGUGCCUUUAUGCAGAACUUCGAGGGACACAACGCCAUCAUCAACACGCUAUCUGUGAACGAUCAGAACGUCAUGUUCUCUGGUGGCGACAACGGUUCGAUGAGCUUCUGGGAUUGGAAGUCUGGCCAUCGCUUCCAGGCUCUUGAUACGACUGCUCAGCCGGGUUCGCUCGAUGCUGAGUCGGGUAUUAUGAGCUCGACCUUUGACAAGUCUGGAGCCCGCUUGAUUUGCGGCGAAGCGGACAAGACCAUCAAAAUCUGGGGUGAAGACCUGAGCGCGACACCAGAGUCGCAUCCCCUCGAGUGGAAGCCAACGUUGGCCAGGCGGAAGUUUUGAGCAUCGUGAACGGCGAGGAAGGCAGAUUCUGUUACUCGAGGGUGGUGGGUGCCUUUCUGGCUCUGGGCGCCAAGGCUCUUCCACCCUCUCCUCAUAAGGAGAGGGUGGCAGAAAUUUGGGACAUAAAAUAAAUAUGGGACACGGCCAUUUGUAUGGGAUUUCAUGGUGACCCAGAUUAACCUUUCUCACAACGCCAUCAUUCUUCAAAAUAUCAAGAUGCAUCUUUGUAGACAGAUAGUCCUAAGCAUUGGUAUAUCAUUCCAUCUCUCAGCGAUGAAUUUGGAGUUAGUUUAGCUAAGAAACUUUCAAUAUCAUUUUCGCUCCC